CGCGUCUCGCUGACAGUUGCGGUGAGAUUGGAAAGGAAGAUAUCGCUUCUUAGCUUUAGAAUCUCGGGCAUAAGUACUGUUUUUACCAGAUCAACAAAUAUAAAGUAGUGGCUUUGGUGUCCUGGGUCGUAGUGGGAUACAAAAACUUUGGGUUAUGAAAGUAGUUAUCGCUAUAAGGUGCAAGCGCGAGUUAAAAAACACACACUAAUUUCGGACCUAACGUUCUCAGUCAUGGAAAUGAGGAAAUUCUCUUUGGUGCAAACCACUUGCAACGAUGAAGAAAACAAAAGCGAGGAAAGGAUUUUCUGCCAGACGUUACGCCGGAAUGGGUGUGGUGGAUGGUGCCGCAAAUUCUUCUGGCAGGGUCAGAUCCCCAACCAGACACAGGUAGAGGAGCUAAAAAAUCUUUCCGAUGACCUUCCACUACACCGGAAGUUGCUGUUGAAAUACCGCCGAUUGAUUGCAUUUGCGAUACCGGCCCUGAUUGUCCACUUCUUGUGGUGGGCUACCUUUAUCAAGUGGAACAUGUGGCACCUCUUUGAGACGGGUUACCCUAUGUCAAUCACCAUGAUUGGAGGGUCGAUCAUUGCAGGAAUGACCAGCGAAGGCGGUGGUUCUGUAGCUUUUCCCGUCAUGACCCUAGUCCUCAACGUGAAUCCAACCAUUGCCCGUGACUUUAGCCUGAUGAUACAAAGCUUUGGAAUGACCUGCGCUGCCUUUAGCAUCAUUUUCAUGCAGAUACAACUUGAGUGGUAUUCUAUCAUAUUCUGCUCGAUAGGUGGCAUAUUCGGCAUGAUAUUUGGCUUCCAUGUUGUUGACGCCGCCAUGACAGGUCCACAAAAGAAGAUGUACUUCGUCAGUAUCUGGUUCGCAUUCGCAUUUGCACUCUUCCUACUCAACUGGAACUACAAGCGCACAACAUUUAAGACAAUUCCCAACAUGAACUGGUGGAGGAUUGAGGUGCUGGUGUGUACGGGUUUCGUUGGCGGGAUUUGUUCAGCUUUCUCUGGCAAUGGACUCGAUGUCAGCAGCUUCUGUGUUCUAACGCUGCUGUUUAGGGUCACAGAAAAAGUGGCAACGCCUACCUCGGUAGUCCUUAUGGCGAUUGGAACUACUUUUGGUUUUUUCUGGAGAGAAGUUAUCAUGGAUAAAGGGCCCGAUAUGUUGGCUUGGGACUACCUGGCCGUUUGUAUUCCUGUCGUUGUACUCGGUGCGCCGUUUGGCGCCGUACUCGGUAGCCAUUUUCACCGCCUGGUUCUCGCCGCUUGGGUCUACGCCUCUGAUUUAGUCGCUCUGUUGGGAGGUUUCAUACUUGUCAAACAGACCCCCAUGCUCGCCGGCGUAUCUGCCGGCUUAAUUAUCGUUGGAUUUGGUUUCUUUAUUGGCAUUACCUUCAUAGGCCGGAAGCUUAAUGAAGGCGUUGCCGAAGAAUCAGAACAACAAGUAGACCAUGUAGACCAAGCAAAGGAGGCGGUCAGUGUUGUGGAGGUUACACCAGAUAACACCGAUUUAUAAGUUUUGAGCAGAUAGAAUUGGCUGAGGGAGAACAAUCUAGUAUAAACCGAGGCAGUAGAUGUUACCUUUUUUGUUACUUGAGAAUUAUUGAAAAUCACCCUCUGUUGGGCCUAGUAUGGGAUGGGCGGGGUCGAAUAUCGAUUAUAUACAUUUUUGCGCUGCAAGUUUAGAGCAUGUCAUAUGAACUGCUUUUGAGUCGGGUACACCGUCUUCCUUUUGCUAGCUAUCGCAUUUCCAAUGGCUGUCUGGUUCUAGAUCGACAAGCUCAUCUCCCUCUUCAAGACUGACGGGCAUUGCCCUCGAAUGGAGGCGUUUCAUACGCUAGACCCCGAAGGUAAACAGCUGUAUAAAAAUAUCUUGAGGAACCUGCAGAACUAAAAAUCCAGAUGGCAGCACCAGUACUAAUCAGGGACUUCCUGGGACUCGGGGACAGUAUGGACACUGAUAAUAAAGCAAGGGUAAAUACCAUUCUAGACUUCCUGUGCACACAAUAGAUCUCAUAAGCACUAUCCUAUCUUAUGGUUACUGGGGGACCGGUUUUUUUAGCACUAUUGUAAACAUACAAAUUAUGUUAUGCACGUUAUUCUUUUUGUGACCUUCCGCUCUUUUGUUAUACGCACACCACGAUGUAAUCGAUUAUUACAUGAA
This is a messenger RNA of Lineus longissimus, 2163 nucleotides long. RefSeq lists its product as uncharacterized. Lineage: Eukaryota; Metazoa; Nemertea; Pilidiophora; Heteronemertea; Lineidae. Gene Ontology annotation, cellular component: membrane. The transcript is spliced from 4 exons. The record is from RefSeq and is a predicted model, not a curated record. Bases 232 to 1515 code for a protein of 427 amino acids.